CUCAUCACAAGAACGAGACUUGGCAAGCAACUGCUGAAUGAGGAAUGAUAAAUCAUAACAUAACUGAAUGAACAGGAGUAGAUGAGCAAAAUUCAGCCCCCGUUAUGGUGUGGAUACAUGGAGGAGGCUUCUUUUCAGGCGCCGGCUCUGUACCUGAACAACUUCCAAUACCCCUGGCAUUCUAUGGAGAAGUCAUUGUCGUAACUUUCAAUUACAGACUUGGAAUUCUGGGGUUCUUGCAUACAGGUGAGGGACUCGGAGGAAUUCCAGCCAAUCUUGGGUUAUUCGAUCAACUCGAAGCACUCAAGUGGGUUCAAGAAAACAUAGCAGCAUUUGGAGGCGAUCCAACACGCGUAACUAUAUUUGGAGAAAGUAUAGGAGGUGCAAGUGUAAAUGCUCACUUAAUAUCAACACUCAGUGCUGGACUUUUCCAACAUGCUAUUAUACAGAGUGGAAGUGCAUUGAUGAAAUUUGGUACAACUAAUGAUCUUAUCGACAACACAUUAAAGUUUGUUAAAGACGUCGGAUGUGGUAACAACAAUAUCAAGGAUCUUAUGGAUUGUUUGAGAGAAAAGCCUUGGCAAGAACUGAGGGAUGGAUAUCACAUCUCGUUUCCAGAGGAAGGUCAUGUACGGCUCUUCUCAGUUUUUGAUGGCCACUUUUUACAUGACACACCGCUAAAUCUGAUGAAAAAGGGACAUCUCAAUGUUGAUGAUGUCCUCUAUGGGGACAUGUUCAACGAAGGGAUCUGCUUCUUUCUGUUCAUCGGUAUCGCUACGAACGAGGAUACUCCGCCUCCUGUCAUAACUCUCGAGGAACUGAACAACCUACUUGCUUCGUAUUUCAAGAUCGACGACCCGUUCAUUCAAGAUAUGAUUGCAUUUGUUCACUCCGACUCGGAACAUUUGACAGGGAGAAAAACCAACUACUUUAAGGAGCUGACAGACGCUUUAUCUACCCUUAUCAGCUGCUCCGUCGUUUCGUUCUCAGAUCUGAUUUCACAAACGAAUAUAACUGCCUACCGCUAUGUCAUGACACACAUACCCUCACACUCAGCCGUUGGUCCUCUGAAAUGGGCAGGAGCAACUCAUAUAGAGGACAUCCCUUAUGUCUUUGGUAGUCCUCUACUGCGUGACAGAGAAGAAGGACCCAAGGGCAUGUCCGGAUUCUUCAAUGGGGCCGAGGAGGCCGGCUUGUCAAAACAGUUCAUGAGAUACUGGUCAAACUACGCCAAAACGGGGAAUCCCAAUUUAUCAUCUCUAGAUCCUGAGGUUGUCAACAAUCCGCUUGGUCUUGAAGAGUGGCAACCAUUUACACAUGAACAUCCAUACUAUAAGGAAUUAGAAUCUGGAUUCCCAACGAGAGAAGGUUCGUUGAAUGCCAAGAAGUGUCACUUUUGGACCAGUAUUUUACCCAAGAUGGUAGCCCAAUCACAUGAGCUUUCUAAGCUGAAGACAAUGUUAGCCGACCAAGUAGCUGGUCACGGUAGUGGUACCUGCAGCGGUGACUCUUGUCCAGAUCCAUGAUACAUCACAAGGAUUCAUUCAGUGGUGGUUUGUAGUCAGGCGUGCAUGGGGCCGGGCAAGAAUUCGGUAAAUUCGGUAAAUAUAAUUAUUACUUAUAAAAUCAUGUUAAAUGUACUUACAUUUUUCAGUUAACGCCUUAUUUAAA
Lytechinus pictus (painted urchin) is the source of this 1671-nucleotide messenger RNA. RefSeq names its product cholinesterase-like. Gene Ontology annotation, cellular component: plasma membrane. NCBI's taxonomy places the organism in Eukaryota, Metazoa, Echinodermata, Echinoidea, Temnopleuroida, Toxopneustidae. The coding region runs from base 105 to 1526 and encodes 473 amino acids. Gene Ontology annotation, biological process: acetylcholine catabolic process; choline metabolic process. Gene Ontology annotation, molecular function: acetylcholinesterase activity. The transcript has 9 exons. The record is from RefSeq and is a predicted model, not a curated record.